GGAGGGAAGAGUGACCAGAGACAAAACAAGAGAGUGGGAGAGAGAGAGAGAGAGAGAGGGUUGAAGGAGUAUGGUUGGAUGACAGUGAGAGGGUAAAGGCAGGGGUUAAGCAGUUGGUACAUCUAGUAACUUUAGACCCUUGGAUGAUGUACCAGUCAUAGAGGAUAACCCAGAAGACAAGAACACAGGGAAGAGAUAUGAAUGAGAAAGAACGCGUCAAUUGAGAAAUAACAGAGAAGCUCACAUACCGAGACGACACGAAGACAGAGGGGGAAAAUACUAUUAUUUAAAGAGGUCAGAACGAGAGAAAGAGAGAAAGAGAGACAGGGAGAGAGAGAAAGAGAGCGAGACAGAGAGAGAGAGACAGAGAGAGACAGCGAGCGAGAGAGAACAGAGAACAGAGUGUGGACAUUGACUCCAUGGGGACUCCAUUCUCUACUGCGUCAGUAGAACAGAAGGAGUGAAAACCAACAGACUGACACUGUCUGCUUCGCUCAACACGAUCCUCCACACACUUCUCCUUUCACCCCUCCAGCCAUCCAUCUAUCUAUCCGUCAAACUGGUGAGGAAGAGGAGGAGAGAUGAAGAGACCUUAUGAUGACUAUAGCUCUCCAGACUCUGAUGACAUGGACAAGCUGAUCGAUGUGGGACAGGAAGACGGCUUCUGUCCAGUCACUGGGUCCAUGUCCCCAGUUAGCACCUCCCAGAUUCUGGCCCGGAAGAAGAGAAGAGGGAUCAUAGAGAAGAGACGCAGAGACAGGAUCAACCACAGUCUGUCAGAGCUUAGAAGACUGGUGCCAAGUGCUUUUGAGAAGCAGGGCUCGUCUAAACUGGAGAAGGCAGAGAUUCUGCAGAUGACGGUGGACCACCUUAAGCUGCUGCAUGCCAUCGGGGGCAAAGGGUACCUUGAUGCGCAGGUCCUGGCUGUGGACUAUAGGACCCUGGGAUUCAGACAGUGUGUAGGAGAGGUGGUUCGGUACCUGGGCUCUUUAGAAGGAGGGGUGGACUCCCCGGACCCUAUCGGAGCCCGCCUGGUCUCCCACCUCUCCCACUGCGCCAGCCAGCUGGACCCCCUUCUCCUUCAGUUGCCCCCCACCUCCUCCUCCCUCCCUUUUCCUCCCUGGCCGUGGAUCUCCUCCUAUCACCAGAUGUCACCUGUCUCGUCUCCCCACUCUCCAUCUUUCUCCGCGGGGCGGAGGGAGCUGGCACGCCUGGGGGGUGGGGGUUAUCCAUCCCACUCAGCCGACACCCUGCGUCUCGCCCCCCUGGGGGGCCAACAGGGGUCUCUACUCGCCCCUGCCCAUGUGCCCUCUCUCCCCUCUCCUUCCUCCCCUACCCUCACCCCCUCCCCCACUCACAGACUCACUCAGCAGUCCCCCGGAGCCUCACCCCUCCUCACCACCCCCUCCUCUUCCUCUUCUUCUUCCUCCUCCUCCUCUUCCUCUGCUCCUCCGCGAGUCUCCUUCAGACCUUUUGCCCCUAUGGGGUCUCCCGCGGGUCAGCGCAGGGGUAUGGGUGGCUCUGCCAAGGCUCCAAAGACCUGGGGGACUGAGAUAGGAGCCUUCUGAUCCAGAACCUGUCAACAUGGCGUACAAUGUAGAGGUUGCCCAACUAAACCUACCUUUUAACCAUCAGAUCUAGGAUCAGAUUACCUUACCCCUAAAUAUACCCUUAACCACAGAUAUAGGAUCAGAUUACCUUACCCCUUAACCACACUUAACCACAGAUCUAGGAUCAGAUGACCUUACCCCUAAACCUACCUUUAAACCAUCAGAUCUAGGAUCAGAUGACCUUACCCCUAAACCUACCUUUAAACCAUCAGAUCUAGGAUCAGAUUACCUUACCCCUAAACCUGCCUUUUAACUAUUAUAGGGAUGAAAUCAUAUCUGACCCUAGAACAGCGGUUAGGGACAACUACUACCUCCUCUGUCUCUCUCCCUCGCUGAUGCCAAUUCAAAAUGAUAGGGACUCUAAAGCCAUACGACAUGACAGACGGACAGACAGACAGAGAGACAGAGAGACAGACAGACAGACAGACAGACUGGGAGGAAACAGCAGGGACGGACAGAGAGAAGGACAGAGAGACGGACAGAGAGACGGACAGGGAGAC
Molecule: messenger RNA, 2110 nt
Organism: Oncorhynchus mykiss (rainbow trout)
Lineage: Eukaryota; Metazoa; Chordata; Actinopteri; Salmoniformes; Salmonidae
Product: hairy/enhancer-of-split related with YRPW motif-like protein
Biological process (GO): regulation of DNA-templated transcription
Molecular function (GO): protein dimerization activity; DNA binding
Source: RefSeq, a predicted model, not a curated record